GAGACACUCCUACAGGAGCCCUCCGUCCUGCUGGGUGUGAGCUCAAACAUCGCCAGCUUUUCGGGCACCUUCUCCACCAGCAAGACGCAGACUCGUUCUUCCAUCGUUACGAGAUCUCAGACCACGCCAUGGCGAGCGGAUGGGCGGCGCUGGCCGUGCUCGCCGUGCUCGGCGUGCCCACCGUGCUGAGCUCCGGCUACGGCUCCAACACGCCGUGCUUCGACGCGAAGCGGCAGCAGCAGGGCCUCUCGCCGGAGCCGGGCCAGCCGCAGCACGAGUGCGACCGGAGCGGGGCGUUCGCGCCGCAGCAGUGUCGCGGCUCGCAGUGCUUCUGCGUAGACCGUAACGGCCGGCAGCUGGAGGAGUACGCCGCCGUCGGCCGCCACCAGGCACACCAGAUCUCCUGCGCCUGCGCGCGCCAGCGGUCGGAGCGGGCCGGCCGGCUGGGCGGCGAGGCCGUCACUUGCGACGCGCAGGGCAACUUCAGCCCGCGCCAGUGCGUCGGCUCGUCGUGCUACUGCGUCAACGUGCGCACGGGUUCUCGGCUGGCGCGCAGCCGGGAUGUGCACGUGAGCCAGGCGGCCUCGCUCGACUGCAACACCGCGACCGGCGGCGAGCCGUACCGGGCCACCGACGACCGGCAGCAGGCGGCGCUGGGCGGCGACACGCCCUGCUGGGACGAGCUGCAGCGCCACGAGGCGUCCAGCUCGGGUCUGCUCGGCGCCGAGCCGCCCGCCUGCGACCGCAUGGGGCGCUUCCACCCGAAGCAGUGCCGCGGCUCCGAGUGUUACUGCGUCACGCCGGCAGGCCGCCGGCUCCAGGCGUACCGGGCGGCGCCGCGCGCCAGGCAGAUCUUCUGCGGCUGCGCCCGGCGACUGCACGAGAUCACCGAGGGCGGGCUCGUCGGCGUCACCCUCAACUGCGACCAGCACGGCGACUACGAGCUGAAGCAGUGCACGGGCUCCGUGUGCCACUGCGCCGACCCCGUCACCGGCGAGAAACGCCACGGCAGCCGCCAGGUGGCCAUCCACCAGCUGGAUACGCUCAGUUGCGACCGCAGCCAACAGACCGACCGGCCGCUGCUGGGCGGCCAGACGCCCUGCUGGGACGCGCUGAAGCGGCACAUGGUGCGGCAGACGCCGCUGCUCGGCGCUCACAAGCCGCAGUGCGACAGGGCCGGCAAAUACCACCCCAAACAGUGCAAGGGGUCCGAGUGCACGUGCGUGGACCCGUACGGCGUCUCGCUCGGCAGCUAUCGGCAGCCGCGCGGCCGCAGCGUCGACAUGGGCUGCCUGUGCGCGCGCCGCGAGUGGGAGCUGCACCGCGACGGCCUGCUGGGGCUCAGCGUCAACUGCGACGAGCGCGGCAACUUCGCGGCGCACCAGUGCGUGGGCUCCGUGUGCCACUGCGUGCUGCCGGUGACCGGCGAGCAGAUCCCCGCCUCGGAGACGCACAUCGGCCAGCUGGCCGGGCUCGACUGCGCCGCGCACCGCCGCCGCCUGCUGGGCGGUGAGCGGCCCUGCGACGACCGCCGCCGGCAGAUGCGCGGCCGGCUCGGCGGCCGGCCUCAGCCGCCCGGCUACCAGGAGCCCGAGUGCGACCGCGACGGGAAGUUCGCCGCGCUCCAGUGCACCGGCUCGCUCUGCUACUGCGUCAGCCCGAACGGCGAGCGCCUGGAGGGCUACGACCAGCCAAUUCAGAACCGCCAGCAGAUGUCCUGCCGGUGCGCCCGCCGCGCGUGGGAGCUGUCCCAGGACGGCCUGGGCCGCCAUGUCACCUGCGACCGCUUCGGGGGCUUCCACACAAGCCAGUGCGAGGGCAGCACCUGCUACUGCGUCGACCCGGCCACUGGCGCACCGAGCGGCGGCGCGACGGUGCACGUGGGCGAGCUAGCCAGCCUGGCGUGCGGCGGCGGCCCUGCUGGCCAGCCGCUGCUCGGCGGCCAGCAGCCCUGCUGGGACGCGCGCCGGCGCGCCGAGCGCCGCCUCCGGGAAGCCCAGCAUCCCAUCGCUGGUCUGGAGAUGCCCGAAUGCGACAGGUCGGGUCGCCACCAGCCCAAGCAGUGCUCCGGCUCGCAGUGCUACUGCGUGGACCCCGCAGGCCGCAGGCUCGAGGCCUACUCGGUCGACAGGUGGCGCGCCGAUGCCAUGACAUGCGUAUGCGCCCGGCGGCGGCACGAGGUCAGCUCGCUGAGUCUGAUCGGCAUCUCGGCCAGCUGCGACGAGCUCGGCAACUUCGAGCGUCGCCAGUGUCUCGGCUCGCAGUGCUACUGCGUCAAUCCGCAGACCGGCGCCCCGGUGGACGCGUCCACCGUCCACAUCUCGCAGUCGGACAGCCUCAACUGCCUGGAGCGGACAGGACUCGUCGUCAGCGCCGGCGGCUCUGGCUCGGGACUGCUCGGCUCUAGUGGCGGCUCUGGCUCCGGUCACUCCGGCCGUCCCGGCCAGUCGGGUGGCUCUGGCUCUGGCCAAUCUGGCCGCCCAGGCCAGUCGGGCGGCUCCGCGGCCCGGUGCUUCUGGGUGGCAACACGCCCUGCUGGAACGAGCGCACGCGCCUGA
Pollicipes pollicipes is the source of this 2558-nucleotide messenger RNA. Its product is annotated as thyroglobulin. The transcript has 10 exons. Gene Ontology annotation, biological process: cell-matrix adhesion. Bases 129 to 2558 code for a protein of 809 amino acids. Lineage: Eukaryota; Metazoa; Arthropoda; Thecostraca; Pollicipedomorpha; Pollicipedidae. Gene Ontology annotation, cellular component: basement membrane. The record is from RefSeq and is a predicted model, not a curated record.